This is a messenger RNA of Ruditapes philippinarum (Manila clam), 1250 nucleotides long. RefSeq names its product lactase/phlorizin hydrolase-like. Bases 84 to 1250 code for a protein of 388 amino acids. The transcript has 8 exons. Gene Ontology annotation, molecular function: beta-glucosidase activity. NCBI's taxonomy places the organism in Eukaryota, Metazoa, Mollusca, Bivalvia, Venerida, Veneridae. The record is from RefSeq and is a predicted model, not a curated record. Gene Ontology annotation, biological process: carbohydrate metabolic process.
UCGUUUCUGCCAACACUCCGGUCAACAUGUAUCUUGUAUGAAGUUUUCAUUUAAUUUAAUUAAUAAAUUAAAUUCUAAAAUAGAUGAUGAAAAACUAUCAAUAUUUAUUGGUUUUCUUCAUCGUGACGAUUUAUGGUGUUGAUGCAGAUGAUUUCUAUUUUGGAACAUUCCCCAGUGAUUUUAAUUGGGGUCUAACGACAUCAGUUUAUAACGCAAGCACAGAUGGUAAUUAUACAGCAAUCCAGAAACUUUACGAUGAUAUUCAAGGACUGAAAGAGCUUGGGGUAAAAACAUUAAAGUUUUCCCUGGAUUGGAGUUCAAACCUUGAUCCUGCCACUGAACAGUUCUAUAGUCUGAUGAUCAAGGAGUUACAGAAUAAUGGCAUAGAACCACAUAUUACAUUAUUUGAUGAUGAAAUUCCACAAACAAUACAGGCUACCGGCGGUUGGCUCCAGGAUAGCAGUAUCAAUGCCGCAUGCGACCUUGCCGAGAAAGUUUUUAAUCUGUAUGACAGUAAGGUUAAACUCUGGACCACCAUUGCUGACCCGGUCAAAUUAGCAACUGAUAUGUACAGUAGUAGAAGAGACAACAGCGUGUAUAAAGCUGUCCACAACAUGUUGUUGGCACACAGUUGCAUUUAUCAUCGGUAUAAUGAUGCUAAACUUACAGGACAAAUUGGCAUUGGCCUGCGAGGGGUUUGGUUUGAACCGGAACGAGUAACGGAACCUUUCAUAAAUGAUACACUAGAAAAAGUGUUCCAAUUUGAAAUUGGAUGGAUGCUUGACCCUUUAAUAAACACUGGUGACUAUCCUAAAGUUAUGAAAGAUAUUCUUACUGACAAACUACCAGAGUUUACGGACAUCCAAAAGCGUUCAAUUAAUGGUUCUGCCGACUUUAUUACUGUAAACUAUUAUGAAACUUGGCUUGUUACUAGAGAUGACUUUGCUGAUAAUGGCGCGAUAUUGAAAAGGAACCAGAUGUGGAAAAGAGAAGACGAUCCAUUGACAUAUAUGCAUCCGGAAGGUUUAAGGAAACUUCUGAAGAGUUUAAACGAGAGGUAUACUGUUGAUAUAUAUGCUGAACUUCCGGACGUCAAUGAAAUUGCUGCUGGUGUUAGGGAUAUACUGAGAGUCGAAUCCAUUAGGGAGCACACACACGAAGUCUUGAAGGGUAUGUUGGAAUCAUAUUUAGACAAUAAAGCUGCACUCUGCUAUAUACUACAAUGUAAAAACUUAUUAUUCCAUGAUUAA